Messenger RNA from Pistacia vera, 724 nucleotides. RefSeq names its product floricaula/leafy homolog. The transcript has 3 exons. Lineage: Eukaryota; Viridiplantae; Streptophyta; Magnoliopsida; Sapindales; Anacardiaceae. The coding region runs from base 1 to 594 and encodes 197 amino acids. The record is from RefSeq and is a predicted model, not a curated record. Gene Ontology annotation, biological process: regulation of DNA-templated transcription. Gene Ontology annotation, molecular function: DNA binding.
AUGGCCGAAACAACUAAAUCGACACACGGUCGGCCAGAUCCGGGCCUAUUGUGCGCCGUUUUGGCACUAAUGGUGGUGGCUAGAUCUAGCCACCACCCUUGGCCGGGUGAAGUGGCACGUGGCAAAAAAAACGGCCUUGAUUACCUGUUCCAUCUCUAUGAGCAAUGCCGUGAUUUCUUGAUCCAAGUCCAGAACAUCGCCAAGGAGCGUGGCGAAAAAUGCCCAACCAAGGUGACAAAUCAGGUGUUUAGGUAUGCAAAGAAGGCUGGUGCAAGCUACAUUAACAAGCCAAAGAUGAGACACUAUGUGCACUGCUAUGCGUUGCACUGCCUGGACGAGGAGGCAUCAGAUGCACUGAGGAGGGUUUUCAAGGAAAGAGGAGAGAACGUGGGGGCUUGGAGACAGGCUUGUUAUAAGCCACUUGUGGGCAUUGCAGCACGGCAAGGCUGGGAUAUUGAUGCCAUUUUCAAUGCGCAUCCUCGUCUGGCCAUUUGGUACGUGCCCACGAAGCUGCGUCAACUUUGUCAUGCUGAGCGCAAUAGUGUCGCUGCUUCUAGCUCUGUGUCUGGCGGGGCUGAUCAACUGCCUUUCUAAAUUAAAGCCUCACUGAAUGACCGAUUUGCCUAGUGAUUAAUCGUAUUUAUGGUGUCUGUUAGCGGAGUGUUUAUUCGUGAAUGUUUGUAAUCUCACUUCAUUUAGACUUAUAGCAACUAAUUAAUCAGAG